Messenger RNA from Folsomia candida, 1642 nucleotides. RefSeq names its product methyl farnesoate epoxidase. The record is from RefSeq and is a predicted model, not a curated record. The coding region runs from base 100 to 1590 and encodes 496 amino acids. NCBI's taxonomy places the organism in Eukaryota, Metazoa, Arthropoda, Collembola, Entomobryomorpha, Isotomidae. The transcript is spliced from 8 exons. Gene Ontology annotation, biological process: xenobiotic metabolic process. Gene Ontology annotation, cellular component: intracellular membrane-bounded organelle; cytoplasm. Gene Ontology annotation, molecular function: oxidoreductase activity, acting on paired donors, with incorporation or reduction of molecular oxygen, reduced flavin or flavoprotein as one donor, and incorporation of one atom of oxygen; iron ion binding; heme binding.
AUGACUCUUUUCGAGGCCACUCAUUUCAUAUGAUUGUUCAUCCCACCAAACAUAAAGUAUAUUUAAUUGAUGGACAUAAACUAAUAGGUAAACGCAAAAAUGUUCAUCCUUCUUCCUCUCCUUCUCCCCCUACUUAUAUAUCUAAUCUACCGGCUCACCACACCCAUUACCCCACCAAACUUCCCACCAGGUCCUGCAAACUACCCUCUGGCUGGUGGUGCAUAUAUCUUCUCCCGUUUGAACUCCAAUUUUACGCGUGCAUUAAUAGAACUAGGUCACAAAUAUGGCCCCAUUACAGGAAUACACCUGGGUCAAAUGCGUUCGAUUGUGGUCACAGGUUAUGACGCGGUGAAGGAGGUUUUGUCCCGGGACGAAUUUCAAGGACGACCCGAGAUUUUUCUGAAUAAAUUGACUUAUGGCGAAGGGAGAAAGCUGGGGCUAAUAUUUGGUGAGGGGGAGAGCUGGAAAAAUCAACGUCGCUUCACACUGCGACACCUUCGUGGCUUUGGGUUUGGAAAAAGUUCGAUGGAAACUGUGAUUCAUGAGGAGAUAUCUGAACUUAUUAUGCGAUUAAAAUCUGGCCCCAAUCCUGUACGUUUGGACAAUGCUUUCGGACCUCCAGUUAUCAAUGUGCUGUGGGUUAUUUUAUCGGGAAAGAGAUCGCCCCACGAUGACCCAGAUUUCCUGCGUCUUCUGCACCUUCUGUACGAAGUCUUUCGGAGUGGGAAUGCGGAUGGGGGUGCGUUGCAAGAUUGGCCUUUUCUAAGGUUUUUCCCACCUUGGUCAAAGCAGUUUAAGAAGAUGAAGGAUGGAAGGGAUGCAUUGAUGGGAAUGUUAGCGGGAGAAGUACGUGCCCACUCGACUGCAUUAAAUGAUAACGAGGACGACCAACCAAGAGACUUUAUAGAUUUAUACCUUAAAGAGAUUAAUGCAAUCAAGUUGGCAGGCAAUUUGGACAGCGAUUUCACUGAAGAGCAACUCCUCGUCAUCUUGCACGACCUUUUCGCAGCGGGUGCAGAAUCUACGACAAAUACAAUCGCUUUUUCCCUCUUAUACAUGAUUAUAUACCCCGAAGUCCAAUGUAAGGUUCAAGCAGAGUUGGAUAAAGUCGUCGGGAAAGCAAGACUCCCAGUGUACGAAGAUCGCAUCCACUUGCCAUAUUGUGAAGCAGUGCUAUGCGAAUUGAUGCGGAUUUCAAGCAUUGCUCCAAUAACUGUACCACAUUCUACGUUGCAGGAUGUAGAGAUUAGGGGAUGGACGGUGCCCAAGGACACAUUCUGUCUCAUUUCACUCGCCUCAGUCCACAUGGACAAGGAUUACUGGAGAGAUCCUGAAGUUUUUCGACCGGAGAGAUUCCUUGGAGAUGAUGGGAAAGUUAUCAAGACAGAGAGACUGAUGGGUUUUGGACAUGGCAAACGUGUUUGUCUUGGGGAACUUCUCGCGAGAAUGAGCUCAUUCGACUUUUUCACGGUAAUCCUUCAAAACUUUAGGUUGGAAUUGGACUCCGGUAGAGAAAAGCCUGAUUUGACACCGGUCGAAGGGUUCACAGUGGCACCGAAAGAAUUUUGGGCAAGGGUGACAGGACGAUAAUAAAGCAAAUAUACUAAUAAAUAAAUAAAAGCUUUUGAAACCUAAAUAAAAA